Molecule: messenger RNA, 556 nt
Organism: Gigantopelta aegis
Lineage: Eukaryota; Metazoa; Mollusca; Gastropoda; Neomphalida; Peltospiridae
Exons: 3
Source: RefSeq, a predicted model, not a curated record
AUGGCUGCCAGUUCAGCUGACAACGUGGCUGAAUCCUUUGUGACUGCAAUUAAUAAUCAUCAAAAGUCGAAUCCUUCAAUUUGUGAUGUCCGAAUCAUCAUAUUUCAACCUGACAUGCUUCAGUCAUUCACUGACACAAUUCAAAAAGCACUGGGACAAAAGGCUGGCAAACCUGGGUUUUGGCAUACGGUUACAGAUACUGUUAAAGGCUUUAUUGGCUAUGGCUCUAAACAUGAAGAAACCAGCCUACCAUCUGCUUCAGAUGAUAGUUCUGAAGUUUCUCUGUAUUACUUCUCUGAUGACUAUACAAGCAUUGAUGGAUGCAUUCAGGCAGUAGACAGUUACUGUAGGGAUGAGACCAUCAAGAAAGUAAUUGCAGAUGAAGCUUUGGAACAUUUGAAUCAGUCACAGAGACAAAAGGUUUACAGUCUUAGAAACGAAUUUCAAGUAAGUGUGACAUUCCAGCAAAACCUUGGACAAAUCACCAUAGAAGGAAUGCAACAAGAUGUCUAUAAUGCCUUUGAGGUAGUGCAGAAACUUUUAAGAGAUGUCGACC